Molecule: messenger RNA, 634 nt
Organism: Saprolegnia parasitica CBS 223.65
Lineage: Eukaryota; Oomycota; Saprolegniomycetes; Saprolegniales; Saprolegniaceae
Exons: 4
Coding region: 33-593 (186 amino acids)
Biological process (GO): positive regulation of ATP-dependent activity; protein folding
Cellular component (GO): cytosol
Molecular function (GO): protein-folding chaperone binding; ATPase activator activity
Source: RefSeq, a predicted model, not a curated record
GCUUUGACGCACGUGGCCGCUCAUUUGGCAAGAUGAGCGACGACGAAGCAAGCCCAGGCAAGCUCCAUGACGGGUACCAUGGCUGGUUCAAGUCCGUGGCGCGUACGGGCGAGGACUUUACGCCCAAGGUCAUCUCGACGCCGGUGGUCGACAACGCCGUCGGGUCGGCGUGGAACGCCGGUGGCACGUGGGAAGAAGUCGACAAGUCCGAGUGGGCGCGCGAGGCCUUGAAGCGCCACAUCCUCGACGGGUUUGCGUUUGACGAUGCUCUCCAUCGCCUCCGCGUCGUCGCGACCGACAUUGCGACGUGCACUGGCGAGACCAAGAUUGUCUAUAGCCGUGGCAAGAAGCGCUGUGGGUACGAGCUCGACGUCAAGUUUGCAUGGGAGUGCACGGACGCCGAUGGCGCGACAGCCAGCGGCCACGUCAAGCUCCACGAUUUUGAAGACACGAACGGCGAGGACUACGAGAUCCACGUCACAUCGAGCGGCGGCGCAGCGCUCGGCAAGAACGGCGUCGACGCCAUCAAGCGUUGGGAACCGAGCCUCCGCCAGCUCCUCCACGCAUGGAAGACCGAACUGCUCCAGCAAUGAAAAUCCAAAUAAUAUUGCAGUGUCUAUCCCUUCGCUCGUCC